AUUUUCCAUAUGUCUUUUUAGGUGGUGCGUUGAAACUCUGGGACACAGCAUUCGUCAAACCCAAAGGCCAAAACUUUACCUGCUGUUUUAGGGGACCAACCUUCUGUGUAACAGUGGAUAAGUACAAGUGCUUUAUAAACAAAUAAGACCUAUGGCAAUAAAUCACGCCCAGAGUAUUUAGUCAUACCCAGUGGUCAGAUGUAAAAAAAAGUUGGACCUCUGAGCUAGUUUUCUGCUAAAUUCAAACCAAACUCAGCUGCUGUCAAAGUGCACUGGGAUUGGGUGCAUGGGUGUUGUGCUACCAGUAGGCUGUUGUCAUGGUGGACUGGUAUGUCUGAGCCUGAAGCUAGCAUAGCUUCCCAGUCUCAUGUAGCAUGUUAGCAUAUGGCUAGCCGUGUAUGGUGACUGAUCAGGCCAUUAUCCUCUCCCCCUUCAUCGCCAUCUCUGGCCCCUACAAGGGGGUAUAAACCAGCUGGUAGUGGUGCCCUCUUACCCCGUCAUCUUUUAAUUUCUGUCAUUUAGUCAUCUGUCCACCCAAUCAUCAGCUUGUGCUUUUUGUCAUUCUCAUCAGCCCCAUCACUUUUUUAUAACACUAAGAACUAUUUAGCGCUGCCUACUCUCUAGUCCUUUAUGAUUUCUGCUUCUUUUCUUUCCUUUCUCACAUCUGUCCCAGUCCAGCUCAGUCCCUGCCCUCUUUAAAUUCAAACCCCAAGCCCAAUUUGAUUCACAUUUUGGCCCAGCGGAGACCACUCAAACGUCUGACAGUCAAGCCGCCAGGCAGUUGUUUUGGUAGUUGUUUCGGUUGCAUGGAAUCGGCUUAACCGUGGAGAGGCCAGGCUACCACAAACUGAUGGACUUUGACAAGCGAGGAGUAGGGGGAGGAGGUGGAGGUGGAGGUGGUGGUGGAGGAGGAGGUGGUGGUGGAGGUGGAGGGAAGGCGGAGACAGAGGAGGGGAAGAGGAUGCCUGGAAAAACAGGAAGUCGAUCAGGGCAUGGUGGCCGAGGUGCCAGCUCCAACUCCGGGGUUCUGAUGGUUGGACCAAACUUCCGGGUCGGUAAGAAGAUCGGCUGUGGGAACUUUGGAGAGCUGCGACUUGGAAAGAACCUCUACACCAAUGAAUAUGUGGCCAUCAAACUGGAGCCCAUCAAGUCGCGGGCGCCCCAGCUUCAUCUAGAAUAUCGCUUCUACAAACAGCUGGGAAGUUCAGAGGGCGUCCCCCAGGUGUUUUACUUUGGACCGUGUGGUAAAUACAAUGCAAUGGUUCUGGAGCUGCUGGGUCCCAGCUUAGAAGAUCUGUUUGACCUCUGUGACCGAACCUUCUCUCUAAAGACUGUACUCAUGAUAGCUAUUCAACUGAUAACCCGUAUGGAGUUUGUCCAUACCAGAAGCUUGAUCUAUCGAGACGUGAAGCCGGAGAACUUCCUGGUGGGCCGACCUGGCUCCAAACGACAACACACCAUCCACAUCAUAGACUUUGGCCUGGCGAAAGAAUACAUAGACCCAGAGACCAAAAAACACAUCCCAUACAGAGAACACAAAAGUCUGACUGGAACUGCUAGAUAUAUGAGCAUCAAUACACAUCUGGGGAAAGAGCAAAGCAGGCGGGAUGACCUGGAAGCUCUCGGCCACAUGUUCAUGUACUUUCUGCGAGGCAGCCUACCAUGGCAGGGACUCAAGGCCGACACCCUGAAAGAACGUUAUCAGAAGAUCGGAGACACAAAGAGAGACACACCAAUAGAGGUCCUCUGUGAAAGCUUCCCAGAAGAGAUGGCCACCUACCUGCGGUACGUGCGUCGGCUGGACUUCUUCGAGAAGCCAGAUUAUGACUACCUGAGGAAACUCUUCACAGACCUCUUUGACAGAAACGGAUACAUCUUUGACUACCAGUACGACUGGACUGGAAAGCCACUGCCCACUCCUAUUGGUCCAGUGGCCAGUGAGACUCCACUUCAGACGAGCAACAGAGAGAAAGCACCGCAGACCAAAAACCAGGUGAUGAGUUCAACCAACGGGGAGCUGAAUACAGACGACCCGACUGCAGGACACUCAAACGCACCCAUCACAGCCAACGCAGAGGUGGAAGUGGCUGAUGACACCAAGUGCUGCUGUUUCUUCAAGAGGAGGAAGAGGAAAGCUCUCCAGAGACACAAAUGAAAGCGAGAGACAAGAGAGAAACCUUGCUCUCCUUUUGUUUUUUCUCUCUCUUUUCCUCUAGCCCUCUUCGUAUAGCCCUCUCUGUGCUCCUCACUCAGUCCCCCUCUGACCCUCCUCCUCUGCUGCUGGAGGUCCUGUAGUUUACCGUGGGUGGCUUAGCUAAAGCUGAUCUACUGGUUUCUAACGCUCUGGAACCACAAAGACACAGUAACAAGUUCCACCUCGGAGCUUUAACUGUGGACUAGCUGAACCAGCGGAGGAGUCCUCACGUAUUUAUGGUCACAAACUGAACAGAAACUGGAUCAACACAAACUGCUGUUGGAAACUCGUGACCACAAACAAACAGUUUACUGUAAAAGACAAACCUACAGACUGGACUCAGCUGGAUCACUUGGCAGACUGGCUGGUUCUCUAUAUUUUUGUUUUUUUGUUCCUUACUGACUGGUUCAGAGGAGAGAGAAGAACAUUUCUGAGGAGAUACCGAAGAGAGGAGAACAAAAGGACGAGACGCAUCGAGACUGUCCUACCACACAGGCACUCAAACUAUACACAGACACGCUGCACGCGUUCUCAUCAGAAACAGACUUCACGGACAAAAAGAUGCAGCUCUCACAUAUAGUCUAUAAAGUUUUUAUUCCCCCCAGGUCAAAGGAAGUACACUGUGAGGGGCUCUGUCUAUUUUCUGCAGCGGACUGGGCUCUAUGUGCUUCUCAGACACAUUCACCCUCAGAGGAAAAAACCUCACAACCACCAGAAUCAAAAGUUGAAUAAGAUGUUUAUGUGAAAAACUAUGCUUUCUCCUGUUUUAAUUUGUAACUAAAAAAAAAAGACUGUCUACAUUUUGGAACCUGUGUUUUUUUUCUGUCUUUUUGAGUUCCAAAAGUUUG
Messenger RNA from Plectropomus leopardus (leopard coralgrouper), 3042 nucleotides. Its product is annotated as casein kinase I-like. Gene Ontology annotation, molecular function: protein serine/threonine kinase activity; ATP binding. The record is from RefSeq and is a predicted model, not a curated record. Gene Ontology annotation, biological process: protein phosphorylation. Lineage: Eukaryota; Metazoa; Chordata; Actinopteri; Perciformes; Serranidae.